Messenger RNA from Argentina anserina (silverweed cinquefoil), 2500 nucleotides. RefSeq lists its product as uncharacterized. The record is from RefSeq and is a predicted model, not a curated record. Gene Ontology annotation, molecular function: ATP binding; protein serine/threonine kinase activity. Gene Ontology annotation, cellular component: cytoplasm. The transcript has 21 exons. Gene Ontology annotation, biological process: protein phosphorylation. NCBI's taxonomy places the organism in Eukaryota, Viridiplantae, Streptophyta, Magnoliopsida, Rosales, Rosaceae. Bases 302 to 2362 code for a protein of 686 amino acids.
UAGGAAGCUCCCAAAGCCUCUGUAUGGAGAGGGAGGGAGAGACAGAGAGACAAAGCCAGCGCGGUUAAGAUUAGAAGAAACCCUCAAAAGAGAUCCAUGUCUCCAAUCCAUACAUAUCAAAUCGCAUUUCGGACUUACAGAUUUGAUAUUUGAACCCUGUAUUGGGAUUGGGUGAAUUCUGUGUGAUGAAUGGGCAAGUGGGGGGUUUUGGCUGGGAAAGGCGAAAUCUUUAUAUCAGUGUAGCUCAGUAGUGUGACCUUUGUUUACUGCUGAGUUAAGGAGAAGCAACUAGUGGAUUAAAAUGGACGAUGCAGCAGGUUUGAUAGAAGCUGCUGGAUCAAGAUUUAGUCAGUUGGAGCUAAUUGGACGGGGAUCAUUUGGCGAUGUAUAUAAAGGAUUUGAUAGGGAUCUUAACAAAGAAGUUGCAAUCAAAGUAAUCGAUUUGGAAGAAUCAGAGGAUGAAAUUGAGGACAUUCAGAAGGAAAUUUCUGUACUGUCACAAUGUCGAUCUCCCUAUAUUACAGAGUAUUAUGGUUCCUAUCUCAACCAGACAAAACUAUGGAUAAUUAUGGAAUACAUGGCUGGUGGCUCUGUUGCUGAUCUACUCCAGUCUGGUCCCCCACUAGAUGAAACGUCAAUGGCUUGCAUUCUUCGUGAUUUGCUGCAUGCAAUUGAAUAUUUACAUAAUGAAGGAAAGAUUCACAGAGAUAUUAAAGCGGCAAACAUUUUAUUGACAGAAAACGGUGAUGUUAAGGUGGCAGACUUUGGUGUGUCAGCACAACUUACAAGGACAAUAUCAAGGAGGAAGACAUUUGUAGGAACACCAUUCUGGAUGGCUCCAGAAGUAAUUCAAAACUCUGAAGGAUACAAUGAGAAGGCAGAUAUCUGGUCUCUCGGAAUCACUGCCAUUGAGAUGGCGAAAGGGGAGCCGCCACUUGCUGAUCUUCACCCAAUGAGAGUUCUUUUCAUUAUACCUCGAGAAAAUCCACCUCAGUUGGAUGAGCAUUUCUCUCGACCUAUGAAGGAAUUUGUUUCACUUUGUUUGAAAAAGGUACCUGCUGAGCGUGCAAGUGCCAAGGAACUGCUAAAGCACCGAUUUAUCAGGACUGCUAGAAAGAGUCCGAGACUUCUUGAGAGAAUAAGAGAACGUCCGAAGUACCCAAUAAAAGAAGAUGAUGACACCUCCAGAAAUGGUCCGACACCUAGAGGGGAGACAUCUGAUACUGUGAAGGUGACAAGAAAUUUAAGAGAUGAAACAGUUCGAGCUAGUGAACAGGGUAAGAUCAUGAAAAAUGCCGGAUGGGAUUUCAGCAUUGGAUCACAGGGUACAGGGACAAUUAGAAGUGUACCAGCAGUAAAACCACCUCAGGCAAGAGAUAGAAAGCUAGAAGGUCGGCAUAAUCAGGUUGCAUCUGAAAGGCUCCCCGAGAAUAGUAAUCAACGUUUGUCACCUGGGAGUGCACAGCAUGAUUCAUGUGAAGAUGAUGAUGAAGAUUUCAGUGCAAGUGGGACUGGAACUGUUGUUAUACGCACACCCAAAGGAUCUCAGUCAUCUUCUCAGUUUCGUGAUCAAAGCUCUCUGACCAGCAGCACAUAUGCUUCUUAUGAAGAGGCUUCUUCCAGUGGGACUGUUGUUUUUCGUGGCCAGCACGAUGAUUCCGAUUCCCCUCGCACGCCAAAAUCGAGGUUGGGAAUUCAAGAGAGAACUUCAAGUUCUUCAAUUGAAGAUAGUGCUAUGAAUCUUGCAGAGGCAAAGGUAGCACUUCAAGGGAGGAAAGGAAAUGGUAGAGAAAAGUCUGGACUGACGAAGGUCAAUUAUGAUUCCCAAGAUAGCAGAAUAGGGCGGAUGACAAAUAGCUCUGAUUCUUCCAGACAAUCUCAUGACUACUUUGACGCACCAAAAGCAUCUUCAAGAUCAUCUCAAGCCAGUGAUGAUGAUGAAAGUGAAAAGGUUCUAUCAUCUUCCGCAGCAUUAUCAAUGCUGCUUAUACCUUCCCUGAAAGAGGCAGUUGCGGAUAAUUCAGAAGGGUCAGAAGUGCGGUCGGUUGCAAGGUCGCUGGUGAAUUUGGAGAGCUUAAAACCUGGAGUGUGUGAAGUUCUGGUCAGCAAAUUGCUUCAGCGAUUAGCAAGUUCAAAUAGUUCCAACGAAACUUCCUUGAAAGAUCUACAUGACCUGGCAGCUCGCAUCUUUUCUAAGGGUAAGACAACGUCUGGAGAAAUGCAAAACACAAAUACAGAAGCUGAUAACAGGAAAAGGCAGCAAAACAAGGAAUUUCAGUCAAAUGCAAAUAUAAGUCCACUUGCAAGAUUUUUGCUCUCAAGAUGGCAAGGACAAGUUUCACGUGAUCUAAAUCCAGCGUAAAGUAGUUGAUUUAAUAUUUGAUUUGUAGUGUGAUUCCUGCUUAUGCAAUUGUUCCCUGAUUAAAUGUACAUAUCAUUGUAAAAAACUAUGUUCUCAGUAUCUUUUAUACUUAUAUUUUGUUGGUUUUUCAUUUUUUCC